AACAGCGUGACACUUCCUGCGCUUAGGGGAUCCAACGUGACUUUUUGGCUUCAGCAAAAGUUAACCGAAAACCGGAGUGGAGAGUUCACGUCAUCAUCCUUCUAAACCAUGUAACCUAGUGUUUUAAAAUUGCAUUUGGCACAAUGUUAGUUAAAACCAUCCGGUUUCUGUGUGUACGAGAGUGUGCGGCAGACCGGUUUAGUCCAUAAAUCGGAUCUGCACUCGCCACUAUUUCAUGUUGCUAACCUCAGUACAGUGGGGUGCGAGAGUGCAAAUCGUAUUAUUAUUUAGUACAGCAUCUUUGUAAUAUCGGGGGUUUGAGAUAACCCCACAGAGCGAGUAGAGUGUCGGUUUCCUGUCGCUAUGGUGUUCUUCACGUGCAACGCAUGUGGCGAGUCGCUGAAGAAAGCUCAGGUGGACAAGCAUGUGUUCAUCUGCAGGGGCUGUGAGGUUUUAUCGUGUAUUGACUGUGGAAAAGAUUUCUGGGGAGAUGAUUAUAAAAAUCACACCCAGUGCAUCAGUGAAGACCAGAAGUAUGGUGGUAAGGGAUAUGAGGCCAAAUCAAAGAAGGGAGACGUGAAACAGCAGCAGUGGAUUCAGAGAAUUCACGAAGCAAUGAAUAAACCAGGCAUUAAUCCAAAGCUGAAGGAUGUUCUUAAUCAAGUCAGCUCCUACGAGAAUGUGCCAAGGAAGAAGGCAAAGUUUCAGAACUGGAUGAAGAACAGUUUAAGGAUCCACAGUGCUGCCUUGCAAGAUCAAGUGUGGGAGAUCUUCUCAGCAGCCAGUGGCUCGCAGCCUGAGAGCGAGUCACGAUGGGAGAGUGAGUCGCAACAGGAGAGCGAGCCACAGCGGUUGGCCCAGGACAAGGCCCCGAAGGCGCGGCAGAAUGGCAAUGGGACUGCAGCCCCAUUGCAAAAGAAGAGCAAACAGGAGCGCAAGGAGGACAGGCGGCAACGAUCCGGCCUUUAUGGUGUGGGGGCGGAGGACGAAGGCGAUUCCACUGAGAGGACGAAGAAGAAGAAGAAGAGGAAGAGGGGUGAGGAGGACAGCAAUGCUGCUGAGGGAGAAGGGCACACCAAAAAACAGAAGAAGCACAAACCAAAUGGCACAGGAGAGUACCUCUUGGCCAUUGAGGAUGAGGAGAAAGCUGAAGAGGAUGAAGGCCAGCCCAGUAGCAAAGGUAAAUUUAAUUGGAAGGGAACCAUGAAAGCAAUUCUGAGACAGUCCCCGGAGGAAGGAAUAUCAAUAAAGAAACUGAAAAAAAAGGUCCUAGCAGAAUAUUACACCUUCACCGGAGAGGGGAACUUCCGGUCCGAGGAAGAGCUGAUAUCGCUCUUCAACAAGAAAGUCAACAACAACCCCAAGUUUCGUGUCCUCAAGGACAAAGUCAGACUUGUGAAAUGAUUUCCUUGGUGCCUGACCGUAAAGGUGACUGUAGACCAACAUGCACAUUCUGCCUUAGUACAUGCUGUCAUUAGCUGAGUUUUUAAAUAAAUUUUCAAACAAA
Brienomyrus brachyistius is the source of this 1507-nucleotide messenger RNA. RefSeq names its product Ly1 antibody reactive homolog (mouse) (gene lyar). Gene Ontology annotation, biological process: rRNA processing; negative regulation of transcription by RNA polymerase II. The transcript is spliced from 7 exons. Gene Ontology annotation, cellular component: nucleolus. The record is from RefSeq and is a predicted model, not a curated record. Lineage: Eukaryota; Metazoa; Chordata; Actinopteri; Osteoglossiformes; Mormyridae. Bases 364 to 1404 code for a protein of 346 amino acids. Gene Ontology annotation, molecular function: DNA binding.